UUAGUAGUUACCUAACUUCAACUUCAAUAUUUACUUCCUUUUCUUUCUUCUCCUCUCCACCCCCACUCUUACUAUCAGAUGCUUUUGUCCUGAGAGACAAAGAAGACUCCCAAGAAGCCAAUGUAGGAGGACUAAGGAAUCUGGCGAUAUCAUGUAUAAGAACCAGCUGCAGGAGCUUGCACAGAGAAGCUGUUUCAACCUGCCUUCCUAUGCGUGCGUCAGACAAGGACCAGAUCAUGCACCCAGAUUCAAAGCUUCUGUCAACUUCAACGGUGAGAUCUUUGAAAGCCCGAACUACUGCACCACAUUGAGACAAGCAGAGCACGCAGCUGCAGAAGUAGCCCUCAAUAAACUCUCCACAAGAGGCCCUUCCAGGUCUCUCACUGCAAGAGUUCUUGAUGAAACUGGAAUUUACAAAAACCUCCUUCAAGAAACCGCUCACAGAGCCGGGCUGAAGCUCCCUGUGUACACCACCGUAAGAUCAGGUCCUGGCCAUGUCCCAGUUUUCACUUGUACUGUAGAGCUUGCUGGCAUGAGUUUUACAGGUGAGGCAGCCAAAACCAAGAAGCAAGCCGAGAAGAAUGCUGCAAUUGCAGCAUGGUCUGCCUUGAAAAGAAGGUUGGGGCCAUUGACAGCUAAAGAAGCAGAAGAACAGGACCAGGCAGUUGUGACAGGGGUGCUCUCAAAUUUUAGACCCAAAGAUGAUCACAAUAGCAAACAAUUUAUAAGGAGGAGAGAUCAAAUUCAAGCAAGGAGAAGAAUGGUCAGGGGCCAAUUCCACAGAGACAAUACUAUUGCCUCUACAUCAUCAUCUCCAUCAUCAUUAUCCUCCACAUCCAGUGCUGCUAACUCUCUACAGAAUCAACACUGGAGGCUGAUAGAUCUGUUAACAGAUUUGGUUCCAGAAGUUUCAAAGGAGAAGCAAAACAGCUUUGCAUCUCUGCUUCCUCCACCCCCACCAAGAACAGCCUCAAAGAUUUUGCCACCAACUACACUGCUCAACAAAGACAACUCCUCUUCCUACACAUUAUCCAAUUCCAAUUAUAGGCCUAUCCCAGUACUACAAGUUAAUGUGAGGAGGGGAUCACAAGUUAUUCCACCUCCAUUGGAAGACCACCAAAGGGAUGAGGAAGAAUGGCUUGGUACUGGAAAAUCAGAUAUCAUUAUUAGUAACAACAAGGCCAUUGAAAAGGAGGGUCCUAGUAAUUCAAAUUCAAGUUCUGCAUAUAGACAAUUUCCAUUAGGUCCAAUGAAGGCAUUGCCUACAAGUAGCCACAUGAUGGACAGAGCCAUGUACACUGGAGGUUUCAGCCCGCACAGGAUUGCCCCUGCAGUUCAAAUCAGAUCAGUGAUCCCAGUUUGUGCAGCACCACCAGCACCACAAUCAAACCCUUCAAGAAUGAUGUCAAUGAAAGACACUUCACAGGCAGCCUUAAGUGCUUCUUCUUCUUCUACAAAUUCAGUGCCCAUGCAACCAGGAACAGAGGUCUCCUCAUCAGCCAGUUCAAAGUUCAAAAUGCCCGGGUCAAGCUCAACUCAGCUGGGUUCUGAGUUCAACAAGCUACAGUUAGGAGGAGGAAAAGACAGUAAGAUAAUCUGAAUCUCCUAAAUGAAAUGAACCCAUAAUUACAGUUGUCUUUUUACUUGGAUGGGAUGGGAUGUUUACUAAACUUGUGCUUGUGGCCUCAGAAACCCAUGAUUUUUGUGUCAUGGUGGAAUCUCACAUACUUUUCACCUUGGCAUGGCAUGUAUUAAAUUACUGCUUCUUCCCACUGCCCAGAGAGAGAGAGAGAGAGAUGUAGAGACGUAGAGUGAGUAGCAAAGCAAUAAAUGAGAUAUGGGAGAGUGGUUGCAGAGGAUAAGAGGGGAGAGAGAGAGAAGUUAGGAGGCAGAUGAGGGUAGCAAUUAAGGAGCCUGAAGAGGGCCAACAGACACUUGUAGCGAUUAAUGCAAGCAAUUAAUUUACCCUCAGAAAUAUUUAAUGCUUCUGUCUUCACCAUUAAUGCUCUCCUUCCUAUCUCUCAAGGAAGACAGAGAAAGAGAGAUAUAAUAGGCAGAAAGAGAGAUAUAAUAGGCAGACAGCUUUUCUUCAUCUUAUCUUCUUCCUUUUGUUUAUUUAAUAGCUAGCGAGAAGCAAUUGGGAGACUUUUGAUACUUGGUUGGAGGAGGUUAUUGUAUAAUAUUUUGAAUGAAUGAAUGAGAAAGAAAGUAGCCGUUGUGUUGUGUUGAUA
Molecule: messenger RNA, 2231 nt
Organism: Prunus mume (Japanese apricot)
Lineage: Eukaryota; Viridiplantae; Streptophyta; Magnoliopsida; Rosales; Rosaceae
Gene: DRB3
Product: dsRNA-binding protein 3
Molecular function (GO): double-stranded RNA binding
Source: RefSeq, a predicted model, not a curated record